GCCAUUCCUGUACGAGAGAAGGUCGAGCGGAACCGACCGCUCGAAGGCAACCACUUGGUCGCGCAUGGCUUCAGACCAUCGACUGGCAUCGUCGAAGCGAGGACACCUCGCCCACAUGCGGUACAUGCUGUUCGCCAUGGUGGUGGGGUUUCUGGUCGUGUUGUUCGUUGGCCGACAUCUUGUGCGUCUCGAGAGCGCCAUCGACCCCACGGAAACGUUUCGCCGGACAUCGCGGGAGACGGCGGCGCUGUUUGACCAUCGCAACGUACACUACAUCACAGUCGCCGACGACACCCGACCGGUACCGCGACCAUUGUGUGUGUGUGAUGGCGUGGUCGUGCAACUCGAAGCUGUAGGAGAUUUGCUUGACCGCGUCCUCGAUCUUUAUCUUGUCGCAAGGAGAGCUCGAAGUCCUCGCAUGGGACGACAGCGCGACGUUUUUCGACGGCACGUCGCCAAAGCCCCCAGUCAACGCGACCAACGUGGACACCCUCCACGCCGUGCGGAUGGGCCAGGCCAAAAAGAUCGACUGGAUCGCGCACUACGUGACCCACCACCCGAACCUCCAUGACGACGACAUCAUCGUGUACACGGACGCAUGGGACGUGGUGAUUCAAACCGACAUGAGCGCGGUGGGGUCGAUCCUCCGCCGGAUGACGGGUGGCCAACGCGGUCUGCUCUUCAACUCGGAGCCGAGUUGCGGCGACUCGUUCGAGCUGCCGGGCGAGUACGGCGAGUACUUGCGGUCGGCGUCGUUUGACGUGCACUUGUCCGUCGCGGACAAGCACGUGCGGUCCGUAACAGGGCGCGACAUUUGCCGGCAGAUGCUGAUCAAGUCAUCGAUGCACUCGGCCAUGGGUGGGCCGAACUGGAGCCUCGGGUCCGGAGGAAUCGUCGGCGACGUGUGGACGUUCCGGCAGUUCAUGGCGCGGGUCGUCCAAGUGACCACCGAACAGAUCGAGCGGGCUCGAGCCGACCCGACCGUGCCGGUGUUUGAGGGGGACCAGAUCUCGUUCCAGCUGGCGUAUCUCAGAUCUCCCGAGCUGAACGUGCUGGUCGACACCCGCAGCGAAGUGUUUUUGGUCACGUCGUUCAUGACGUUGCCAGGGGCAGUCGACCACUACGAUAUCGACCACGGGUGCUCGGCCACGUCGUUUUUCCGCGGCGGCGUGCCGUCCAAGCUGCGCUGGUUCAACCACACGCCGAUGAUUCUGCAUUUCCCAGGCGACUACAAGCACUUGUACGAUCGAUGCGCCGACAACGUGAAGGCGGUCUUGAAAGCCGCGGCCCCUGGCAAGUUUAUGUGGGACGUUGAUCGGAAUACGUCGAUACCCGUCCACGACGUUUGCUACGAUUACACGUAAUGGACUGGUAUCAUGUGGCUCC
This is a messenger RNA of Aphanomyces invadans, 1386 nucleotides long. RefSeq lists its product as hypothetical. The record is from RefSeq and is a predicted model, not a curated record. The transcript is spliced from 4 exons. The coding region runs from base 507 to 1364 and encodes 285 amino acids. Lineage: Eukaryota; Oomycota; Saprolegniomycetes; Saprolegniales; Verrucalvaceae.